Messenger RNA from Iphiclides podalirius (scarce swallowtail), 3540 nucleotides. Lineage: Eukaryota; Metazoa; Arthropoda; Insecta; Lepidoptera; Papilionidae. The record is from the annotation of a GenBank genome assembly.
AUGCAUCGGCGAGGCGGGAAACGAAUCCGAAUGGAUGAUCCUCCUCCGGAGUAUGUGAAUCCGAUGACUCCGGCGACGCCAAUGACCGAUUAUGGUGGCCAAUCAGUUCAUGAACCGGAAACACCAAAUCCGAAUUACUCUGGUUUCAAUGUUGGGGCAGUGGCAAAUUCGACGGCUGCCGAACCUCCGAGAGAAGAAGCAGAAGAACCGCAUGAAGAAGAAGGAAGGUCACCAUCACCGGCGCCAACGAAGCGUAUAACUAGAAGUCGGGGUCGAGGCGGUGAUGGAGGCUAUGUAGGUCGGUUGGCAGAAUCGCCACCACCGCCACCACUGCGCAGGCGCGGACGAGGUGGCCGUGGGCGUGGUCGUGGGCGAGGCGCAGCUCCUCCACCAGCAUCAUCUCCACCGCCUGUUCUUAUGCCGGGUGAUGACGAGAACAGUCUCUACAAUAUUCUAAGGUUUAAUAAAACCGCUAUAAAUCAAGUUGUAGAUAUGUGGAUAGAAGAAUACAAAACAAACAGGGAAAGUGCUUUAGUUCAGCUGAUGCAAUUUUUCAUUAACUCUUCUGGCUGUAGGGGUAAAGUUACUCCAGAUAUGGCAUCAAUGGACCACACACUUAUAAUAAAGAAAAUGACCCAAGAGUUUGAUGAGACUUUGGUGAAGAUGUGUCAGUACUCCAUCAUCUAUGAUCAAUAUCUCAUGGAUAACAUUAUAUCCCUACUUACUGGAUUGUCAGAUUCCCAAGUGAGAGCAUUCAGACACACUGCAACUUUAGCAGUGAUGAAGCUGAUGACGGCGCUGGUGGACGUGGCACUGCUGACGAGCGUGAACUGCGACAACUGCCUGCGCCAGUACGAGGCGGAGCGGCUGAAGGCGCGUGACAAGCGGGCCAGCGAGCGCCUCGAGGUGCUCGUGGCCAAGCGCCAGGAGCUCGAGGAGAACAUGGAGGAGAUCAAGAACAUGCUCUCCUACAUGUUCAAGUCCGUCUUCGUGCACAGAUAUAGGGAUACAUUGCCGGAUAUAAGAGCAAUUACAAUGGCCGAAAUUGGUAUCUGGAUGGAGAAAUUUCCAGCGCAUUUUCUUGACGAUCUGUAUCUCAAAUAUAUUGGCUGGACACUGCACGACAAAGUGGGCGAAGUGCGACUCCGUUGCCUGCAAGCCUUGCAGCCUCUGUACGAGUGCGAGGAGCUGAAGGGCAAGCUGGAGUUGUUUACUUCCAAGUUCAAAGACCGCAUCGUGUCCAUGUCGCUCGACAAGGAGACGGAAGUGGCCGUCCAUGCUGUCAAACUUGUCAUAGCCAUUCUGAAGAUGCACCCGGACGUGUUGACGGACAAGGACUGCGAGAACGUGUACGAGCUGGUGUACUCGUCGUGGCGCGCCGUGGCGGCGGCGGCGGGCGAGUUCCUCAACGUGCGGCUGUUCCGCGCCGACGAGGCGCAGGCGGCGCCGGCGCGCUCGGGCCGCGGCAAGCAGCGCCUGCCCAACACGCCGCUGCUGCGCGACCUGGUGCAGUUCUUCAUCGAGUCGGAGCUGCACGAGCACGGCGCCUACCUCGUCGACUCGCUCAUCGACUCCAACCCCAUGAUGAAGGACUGGGAGUGCAUGACCGACCUGCUGCUCGAGGAGCCCGGCCCCGACGAGGAGGCGCUCGACAACCGCCAGGAGUCGUCGCUCAUCGAGCUCAUGGUGUGCUGCGUGCGCCAGGCCAGCACGGGCGAGCCGCCCGUCGGCCGCGGCCCGGCGCGCAAGCACCACCAGAUGCUCUCCAAGGAGCAGGCCAAGAUGGUGAGCGACGACCGCGCCAAGAUGACGGCGCACUUCAUGGUCACGCUGCCGGCGCUGCUGGAGAAGUUCGGCGCGGACCCCGAGAAGCUGGCCAACCUGGUGGCCAUCCCGCAGUACUUCGAGCUGGAGCUGUACACGACGCAGCGGCAGGAGGCGAACCUGGCGCUGCUGCUGAACAAGAUCCGCGACAUCGUGAGCGCGCAGACCGAGGCCGAGGUGCUGGAGACGUGCGGCCGCACGCUGGAGUACCUCUGCGGCGAGCAGUGCGCCGUCUACUCGCGCUGCAACGUGGCGCGCGCCACCGUCACCGACAUGUGCGUCAACAAGUACAAGGAGGCCAUCGACGACUUCCGCAACCUGAUCGAGGGGGGCGAGGCGCCGGACGCCGACGAGAUCUUCAACGUGACCAACUCGCUGCGCAAGGUGUCCAUCAUGUACAUGUGCCACAACCUGAACGACACGAACAUCUGGGAGUCGCUGUUCGAGGACCUGCCCAAGUGCGUGGAGGAGAGCGAGACGAUGCCGGAGCAGGCGCUGGUGUACGUGGUGCGCGCGUGCUUCUACUCGCUGCUGUGGUCGCUGCACGAGCUGGAGGAGCGCGGCGCGGGCGGCGCGCGGCUGGCCGAGCGGCUGGCCGCCUACUGCGCGCUGUGCCGCGCCACGGUGGCGCGCGGCCUCACGCUGGAGCUGCGCGAGGAGGCCUACACCAGCCUGUGCGACCUGCUCAUCUUCUUCGCCGAGCAGCUGCACUCGCGCCACCACGCCGGCGACGCCGCCUUCCGCCGCCUCGUGCUCGAGCCCGACGCCGCGCUCUGCGACCUGCUCAACGACUUCAUCCAGGAGUUCGUCUUCGUGCAGCCCAACUACGAUGGUCAAGACGAGAGACGUAUCGAGGAGUUGCACAAGCGGCGCAACUUUCUGGCCGCGUACUGCAAACUCAUUGUGUACAACGUGACGCCCAUCAGACGUGCAGCCGACGUUUUCAAGCAUUACAUUAAGUGCUACAACGACUACGGCGACAUAAUCAAGGCGACGGUGACAAAGGCGCGGGAGAUCAACAAGCUGAACUGCGCGCUCACGAUGCAGCUGGCGAUGCAGGCGCUCUUCACCGAGAUGCUCGAGAUCCACGAGACGCCGCACCGCACGCUGCCCGAGUUCGUCGAGCUGAAGGAGCUGGCCAAGCGGUUCUCGGUGAUGUUCGGGCUGGACGCGGUGAAGAACCGCGAGGCGCUGACGGCGCUGCACCGCGCCGGCAUCGCGUUCGCGGCGCUGGAGUCGGCCGCGGGCGCCACCGCGCCGCCGCCCAACCUGCUCUUCCUCGAGCCGCUGGCCGAGUUCUCCAACAAGCUGCUGCGCCAGGACAAGCGCCACGUGCUCAAGUUCCUGGAGUCGCGGCUGCAGCCGGCCGUGGCGUGGCGCGAGGAGGCGGCCGCGCUGCACACCUACCGCAGCUCGCUGCUGGCCGACGCGCCCGACGAGCGCCCGCCGCCCGCGCGCCGCCACUACGCCCGCCGCGCACGUACGUACCCACGCGCUCACCCGCCCACUCACCCGCCCACUCACCCGCUCACCCGCCCACUCACCCGCCCACUCACCCGCUCACCCGUUCACCCACACCCGUCGCCUGUUGCAGGCGGCCACGACGAGGAGGCGGAGGGCGAGGAGAACGCCGACUCGGACCAGGAGCAGCCCGGCUUCUGCAAACCCGUCCAUCGCGACCAUACAGAUUUCGACGAUGGAUGGUUUUUGCAGAUA